Panonychus citri (citrus red mite) is the source of this 2536-nucleotide messenger RNA. RefSeq names its product lamin Dm0-like. Lineage: Eukaryota; Metazoa; Arthropoda; Arachnida; Trombidiformes; Tetranychidae. The record is from RefSeq and is a predicted model, not a curated record.
CCGGUUGUGUGUUAUUUGGGUGUUGACUCUUUGGGAUUUUCUUAAUUGUGUUUAAAUUGAAUUGUAUUUUUGAUUAUUGUUUGUCUUUUAUAUUUAAAUUUUUCUUUUAUACAUUUAACAACUGAUUAAGUGGUUACCAGUGAUUGCCUUGUGUGUUUCUGCUUAAUAAGUUGUCUUGUCAUCGGUUAAUCAUUUAACUUUUGGUUACAACAAUUGGAGAAGUUUAAAAGGAAACAAAGAUUUUAAAUUUUAUCAUAUUUAUCAUAUUAACAUGGCUACAGCAGAAAAGUCAAAACGUUUAACUACCACUGUGGAAGUUUCUUCAUCUGAGUCUAGGGCUACUAGUCCUUUAAGUGUUGCCAUUCGAACCAGAAAACAGGAGAAAACGGAACUUGCCAAUCUAAAUGAUCGACUUGCCUCUUAUAUUGAAAGAAACAGAGAACUUCAAAAUGAGAAUUACAAUUACAUGUUGGAAAUUAAAAGUGUUAAGGAUAGUGUUCAACGUGAGAUCAAUAAAUCAAAGGCGGUUUGCGAAAAGGAAAUAAAAGAUCUACGUUUGGCCCUAGAUGAAGUUUCCAAGCAAAAAGCUAAACUUGAAUUGGAUAAUAAUCGAUUCAGAACUGAAAGAGAUGAACUUGAUAAAAAACUCAAGGCAAAACAAAAAGAGCUCUCUAGUACUCAGAAAAAAUGUGAAACAUUGGAGUCACAGUUGGAUGAUGCCAAAUCUCGCCUUAACCAGUCUCAAAAUGAAAGAAAAAAAUUGGAAGAUAAUGUAAACGAACUGAACCAUGAUCUACAAUCGUCCACCAAACAAUUACAAGAUGCCCAAAGGCAACUUGAAGCUGAGGUUUAUUCUCGAGUGAACCUUGAAAAUCAGAUUCAAAGUUUACGGGAGGAACUUGCAUUCAAAGAAACUCUCCAUGAACAAGAAUUAACCGAGACCCGAGUUGCCAGAGAAACCCAGAUCGAACAUGCUGUUGAAGAGCAAAUCAAAGAACAGUAUGAGCAACGACUUGCCGAUGAAUUGGCUGAAUUACGGCAAAUGAGUGCUGAUCAAGUUCGUCUUAAUCGAGAUGAGUUAACUCGAACCUAUGAGGCUCAAUUAAAAGAAUUACAGAAACGAUUAAACUCAAAGAGUAGCUCAGAAACAACUCUUAAAAAUGAUCUUCAAGGUUUCAAGAGUCGAGCUGACUCUCUUGGUGCAAAGGUGACCGAGUUAACAGCGGUCAAUGAGUCUCUUAACAAUCGAAUUAAAGAUUUAGAGAAACUGAUUGAACAAGAAAGAAACUGGGCCACCAUGUCUCUACGAGAAAAGGAUGAAGAGAUGAGUAAACUAAGAGAUGAUCUUAAAGAAAUUCACAAAGAAUAUCAAGAUUUAUUGGAUCUAAAAAGCCUGGACCUUGAGAUUAACGCUUAUCGAAAAAUGUUGGAAGGUGAAGAAACUCGACUUAGUUUAUCGCCACGAAAAGGUGGUGCCGAUGAAGGUUCAUCUUCGCUCGCAGGUCGGCUGGCUACUCCACGAUCUUAUGCUAUACCUCGUAAACGAAAGCGAGUUGUCAUUGAAGACAAUGAGAAUACUGUUGAAUUUAAAACAUUUUCUGAUUCUCGUGGAGAUGUUCAGAUAAACGAUUACGAUCAAGAAGGUAAAUUUGUUAAACUUCACAAUAAAGGUGAUCAGGACAUAUCUCUUAGUGGUUGGCAAUUACAACGGAAAACUGGUGACAAAUUACUGACCACCUACAAAUUUCCUCGAACCGGUACCAUUAAGGCAGGAGGCGAAGUAAUUGUUUGGAGCUCUGAUUCUAAGGUGACUCAUAAUCCGCCAUCAGAUAUAUUGAUGAAAAACAAUUGGGGAACCGGUGAUGAUAUUUCUACCUCAUUGCUUAAUCCUGAUGGAGAGGAAGUUGCCAUUCGAUCUACAACCAAGGUCAUUAAAUCGCAUAAAUUUCGGAGGCUUGCUGACUCUUUUGGGGAUUAUAACUACUCUGAAGUUGAUACAGGAGAUAACAAGGAGAAAUGUGUCAUGAUGUAACUCUCAGGACUUUCGCUCUCUAUUUUUCCACUGCUAUGGAUUUACCUGGAUUGAGAAUAGCGUUUUUUUCAUCUUCUCUCUCUCUCAUUAAACUAACCGUCACUAAUCAAUUCACAUUAACAUCACAUAUCUAAUCAACAACAUCUAUUACAACGCUUUUAUUAUCUUCUCUUUAUUAUCUUUCUCAAAUUGUUCCUUUUUUCUAUCAAACUCUCUCACUCACUUUAAGACAAAAGAUAUAAAAACCACCACCAAUCGCCUAUAGAUUGACACAUAUAUUUGCUUGAAAAUCUGCUUUUCAGAUUCAUAUUUGCAAUAUUUUUUUUCCCUAUUAGAAUGGACAUCAAACAAUUAACUAUAUUUUGUCAAGUCUAAAUUGUUUCUACCUCUUAUCUGUCACAUCGAAAAUGUUAAUCCAAUUUGAAUUUUUUCUCUCUCUCUCUCUCUCUCUCUCUCUCUCUUUCCCGAUGAUAACAAUAAAGAUUGUUGAUUAAAAGCAAAAUA